AGCGCCCGGGGAGCUUGUCUGCAGCCGCUGCCUGAAUGCACCUCGCUGUCCGCAGCCGGGCCGCCCAAUAGGGCGCAAGGGAGAAGCUUGGCUGCCUGAGCCUGGACAGUUUCAGACAGUACAGUCUCACUACAUGGUUUGAGAAAUGGCUGUAGACAACCACACACAACGCAGUUACUCCAUCAUCCCAUGUUUUAUAUUUGUUGAGCUUGUCAUCAUGGCUGGGACAGUGCUGCUUGCCUACUACUUCGAAUGCACUGACACUUUUCAGGUGCAUAUCCAAGGAUUCUUCUGUCAGGACGGAGACUUAAUGAAGCCUUACCCAGGGACGGAGGAAGAAAGCUUCAUCACCCCUCUGGUGCUCUAUUGCGUGCUGGCUGCCACUCCAACUGCUAUUAUAUUUAUUGGUGAAAUAUCCAUGUAUUUCAUAAAGUCAACAAGGGAAUCCCUGAUUGCUGAGGAGAAAACAAUCCUUACAGGGGAAUGCUGUUAUCUGAACCCCUUACUCCGAAGGAUCAUCAGAUUCAUAGGGGUGUUUGCUUUUGGACUUUUUGCUACUGACAUUUUUGUAAACGCCGGGCAAGUGGUCACUGGUCACCUCACACCCUACUUCCUGACAGUGUGCCAGCCAAACUAUACCAGUACAGACUGCCGGGCACACCAACAGUUCAUCAGCAACGGCAACAUCUGCACCGGGGACCUGGAAGUGAUUGAACAGGCGCGGAGGUCCUUCCCCUCCAAGCACGCUGCUCUGAGCAUCUACUCCGCUUUAUACGCCACAAUGUACAUCACAAGCACAAUCAAGACCAAGAGCAGUAGGCUGGCCAAGCCAGUGCUGUGUUUGGGGACCCUCUGUACAGCCUUCCUGACGGGCCUCAACCGGGUCUCAGAGUACCGGAACCACUGUUCCGAUGUGAUCGCUGGCUUCAUCCUGGGCACCGCAGUGGCCCUGUUCCUGAAUCACUCGGCCUCCAUGACCGAAGUAACCUGAGAUGAACGAAGAGAAGCGGCUGUAUUUGGUUUCUUUCUUUUUUUUUCAACAACCUUCCAGUUCAAUACUUCAGAACACACAGUGACUCAGUCCAACUGUGAAGACAAGUAUUAUGUUUAUCUAGUUAGAGGCUAAUGUUUUGUACAUUUUUUUGUAUUAAAAAGUGAUGUAGCUUGCCCUGAUCUUUUUUUUUUGUCAGCUUUAAUAUAUUUAUGCCAGAAUUUUAAAACCAACAAAGUUUUUCUCUCGUUCAAGUGUGCAUUGAAGAAUCACAUAUAUUCAAUGGGUGAUGUUGUUUUUGUGAUAUUUGUACACAAAUCUUUUCUCAGUUUUAUAGACAGAAAUAAAGUGAGCGACCCACUUUUAACUUUUAUUAUCACAGUUGCCGCCUCCUCCAGAACCUCUAAGUUUUAAUGAGAGUUAAACUUUUGAGUGACAGGAAGGACCAUGGUGGUUAAUUAUAAAUUUCAAAAUCAAUCAUGGGGGGGGAGGAAUAUUUGGAGAGAACAGCAUGUUCUGUUCUGUUAAUAGUUAUUUGCGUGUCAAGUUAAAGUGACAGUGGUAGACUAGUGAAGAUUCCUAGUUUACUAACUAAUGGCACAGACGCCAAUAUUGCCGAGGGUUGUUUUGGUUAUAUGACUCUUUCUUAGUUAAUGCCCUUGCCCACCGAAGGAACUCAAGGUCGGUCUGGAGUUCUGUCCUUGGGCAGGCAGAUGACCCUGUAGCCUUCGAUCCAAAAGAGCAGCUAACACCAGCCUUCCCUGCCAACUCAACAGUUUUGUAUUCAUACUGUAUGGACUUUUUAUGAAAAAGAAUAUUUUACAGUUUGCACAGUAUUAUUUUACAGAAAGGAUAUCAGAGCAUCCACAGCGUAGCGCCCACAUCAACAUCUUUACUUGGGAGCUUCUAACUGUUUCUGGGCUUUAACCGCAUCCCGUUUUCUAGCAUGGUGAUAAACGUGUCGCUCCUUUGAGAAGGAGUGUCCUAUCUGUAUCUAUCAAAAUGUUUUCUUGAGACAUCCAUGUCAGCUCUUCUUAGCUUUUUUUUUGUACAUAUUUUUUUUCUAAAUAGAAGAAAAAAGUUAUCAUAAAGUA
Microtus ochrogaster (prairie vole) is the source of this 2085-nucleotide messenger RNA. It is a transcript of the gene Plppr1, whose product is annotated as phospholipid phosphatase related 1. Lineage: Eukaryota; Metazoa; Chordata; Mammalia; Rodentia; Cricetidae. Gene Ontology annotation, molecular function: phosphatidate phosphatase activity. Gene Ontology annotation, biological process: phospholipid dephosphorylation; phospholipid metabolic process; signal transduction. Bases 146 to 991 code for a protein of 281 amino acids. The record is from RefSeq and is a predicted model, not a curated record. Gene Ontology annotation, cellular component: plasma membrane. The transcript has 7 exons.